Stylonychia lemnae is the source of this 150-nucleotide messenger RNA. NCBI's taxonomy places the organism in Eukaryota, Ciliophora, Spirotrichea, Sporadotrichida, Oxytrichidae. The record is from the annotation of a GenBank genome assembly.
AUGAGAUUCUACUACCAAUAUUUCAUAAUGACCUUAGUUCUCGUAGUCAUGAUGAGUCAAUCACAGUGCAUUAAAGUAAAGGCAAAUAAGCAUAAUGCGGACCAAGUUAAUGAAUUAAACAUUGAAAAUCGGUCAGUACGUAAAUGGUGA